ACCGCCCAAGCUGCAGAAAAGAGAUAUCGGGGUUUGGACAACCAUUGCAAUUGUUGUUGUUGAUCAGAGACUUUUAUUGCCACGCUAUCGGAUAGAUUAGAAAAGCCAGAGUUUUAUUAGCUACUAGCUAGCCGUUGCAAGAAGAAUUCAUUGGUCGACUACUAGUCUAGCUAGUAGGUGCCCUAUCGGUAUCCGAUCAAGUUAAUUAACCCAAGCUACCCAAAAAGAGCAAAAGAUCCAUCAAAGAUGGCCACCAUGAAAAGGGGUCGCCCAUUCUCCGUCAUUGGCUCAUUGGCCUUUUUGCUGUUGUCUCUACUAGUUUUGGUGUUGACCAUUCAUCCCGUCCAUGGCCAACGUGCUGCCGUUUCGGCAGGAACCAAGCUGCAACAAGAUUCGCCCGCAAGUGGAAGCAGUCAACGACAAAAAAAGAAGAAUCGAGUGGAAGGUAAGCAAGAGACCAAAAAACGACGUUUUCCAUUGGCCAUUGGACGACGACACAAGCAUGACCAUGACGAGCUAGAUGAUCUCUUUUCCAGUCGCGUGCAAGAUCCUAUAUGGGUAGCGAUAACGCGUCUCGAGGUGACCGCCUUGACCGUGGCCGUGUUGAUGAUUUUCCUGAUUUGGCAUGUCUUGCAUCUCCAACAAAAGGCAUGGCAAAAAACGCUUCCACCAAAGAACAACAACAAGGCAAAGGGGUUAUCAUCAUCAUCUUUUCAAAUGGAGGAUGACGACUUUGCCGUGGACCACGAUGGUCAUGUCGUUACCAAAAAGGGAUUGGAAAGCAUUGAUCUGGCAUUCUCCAAUGUCCGACUCGAAAUGGCCACCAAAAAGAAAAAGAACACGGAUGGAAAACCAAGAUUGCUCUUGGAUGGAUCCAUUCAUGGCAGAGCCAAACCAGGACGAAUGCUAGCCGUCAUGGGACCAUCUGGUGCUGGAAAGUCCGUCUUUGUCCACGCGCUGGCGGGACGACUCAAAGAUACCAGCAAAUUGUCGUUGACGGGACGUCGAUACAUUAAUGGACACGCCGUACAGGGGGAUUCCCUCUUGCCGGCCGCAUUUGUCGAACAAGAUGUCAACUUUUUCCCGCACAUGACGGUCCGCGAAACACUGGAAUUUCGUGUCUCUCUCAAACUGGGAUCGCUCAUAUCGACCGUUGAACGCGAUACGAUUGUCACCAAUCUCAUGGCGCAAUUGGGCUUGACCAAAUCGGCCGAUACCAUUGUCGGUGAUACCAAAGUACGAGGAUUGUCGGGAGGAGAACGCAAACGACUCUCGAUUGCCGUGGAAAUGAUCUCCAGUCCGUCCCUGCUCUUUUUGGAUGAACCCACAUCGGGACUCGAUAGUGCCGCGGCGGCUUCGCUGGUGGACAAAUUACGACAAUUGGCCAAUCAAGGAAAAACCGUCGUGGCGGUCAUUCAUCAACCCAGUCAGCAAGUAUUUAGCAUGUUUGACGAUUUGCUCUUGCUCAGUGAUGGACGACAAAUGUACUUUGGACCCGUGGCGGAUGCUCGAUAUUACAUGGAACGACAAGGAUAUCCGGCUGAAAAGGAAGUGGGAACGGCCGAAUACGUAUUGGAAUGCAUUUCCCGCUUUCCACGCCUCUCCGAGACGGACGAGGAUGCCCAGAAACGAAUCUCGACAUUGGCCGAAUCAUCGGCGGCACAAAAAGUGGAUUUGGGGCUGAGUGGCAGUGCCAGUAGUGCCAGUGGUGAUGCGCGCCAUUUCCAAUCGGCCGUGGUGACGCGAUAUGGACCACGGGCCAGUAUCUUCAAACAGUUUAGUCUGCUCAUGAAACGAGCCCUCAAAGAAGCAUUUCGAGGAAAGGGUGUCAUGAUAUUGAAGACCGUACAGCAAGUCACGGUGGGACUGAUUUAUGGUGGAAUCUACAAGCUGGGGAAUAAUCAGGCAUCGAUUCAAGACAGGUACGGUCUCAUUUCGUUGACGGCCAUUGGAGCCGCCAACAUGGCCAUUGCUGCCGCGAUUCGCGCCUUUCCCAAAGAAAAGGCUAUUGUCGCCAAUGAAAUUGCAUCCAAAAUGUAUCGAACACUCCCAUACUUUAUUGGCAAGGCGUUGUCCGAAUUGCCUCUGGUAGCCUUCUACAACGGUAUCAUGAUGAUGAUCCUUUACAAUAUGACCGGCCUCAACUCGGCACCGGGUAAACUACGACAAUUCAUGUCUGUGAUUAUGAUGCACGGCCUGGCGGCAGAAUCACUCGGGUUGGCCAUUGGAGCCAUUAGCGCCAAUUCCGAUGUAGCGCUGGGACUCUUCCCCGCGGUGCUCAUCUUGAAUAUCAUCUUUGACGGACGAAACAUUAGUGUCGAAAACACACCCAAGUAUCUCCGAUGGAUCUCCAAGGUCGGCUUGAUCCGAUGGGGGUUCGAAGGACUGUCACUAGUCGAGUUUGGCGGAUUGACAUUCAGUACGGGUGGUCCUCGACGAGGCCCUGUGGCCAAGACCGGAGAAGAGGCUCUCGAACGCAUGGGGCUUGGCGAUCGGGUGCUAAGUGAUGUCUUCAAGGCCCAAGCGACAAUCACUGCGGCUUGUUGGGGCCUCAGCUUCUUGGGCAUGACCCUGACGCGACAAAAGUUCCUGGUGAUGAAGGCGCCCAAGCCUUAGCUAGCUAUAGUUUCCUGCUACGAUGAUUGAACUGGGAUUGAAUUCUCACGAUACAUUUCGAUAGCUAGUGCGUCGUCGGUUUAUGUACAUUCAGCCGUUAUGAAUUGUGUGCCUUGCAACCAACAGCUUCUUAUCAGUAUUGCCUGCCACCACCAGCCGUGCCGGUGUCAUAGUAAUGACGCAUACGCUUGGGUCUAGCAUACAGCUCCUGUUCAAGGAGCACCUUGUUUUCCGCUGAGAUGAAGUCCAUAUCUUCCUUGGUUUCGUUGAGAAUUUCAUGGAACGAUUGGAUGUUCCGCUCGGUUGUUUGCAAGGAACGCUCAGCGAUAUCUUUGGCGUCUCGAAGAUUCUGACACUCGUCCAUGCUCUGAUACAAGCUAGAUUUGAGGUCUUUGUUUUCGGCCGCGAUGAUAUCCAAUUCCUCAUACGCGUCCUCGAGUGUGGAUUUGUAUUUACCGGCAUGAAAGUCCAAGUCGCGAACUUUGUCAUGCAAUUCGUCACGCUCCUGUUCCAGACUCCAGAUUUCUUCAUACGCACCUGCAAGAUCCGUCUUGAGCUGAUCCACACUCUCGUUUAGUGCUUCAACCUCUUUGUCUUUUUCUUCCGAAGCAAUCUCGAGCCCUUCCAUUGCGGUCGAAAGCAUCUCGCACUUUUUGGAAGUCCGUUCACACUUUUCCAUCAGCUCCAAGUUUUCAACUGCGGAAUACCGUAACUUGUCGUUGACAUCAAGCAGCAAGUGCUUCCUGUCGAUUGCAAGGUCUUGGAGAAGCUCUAGCUCGGAAGCCAGCUGGUCCCUUUCCUCCGUAAUCUGCUCGACCUCGGCAGAAGCUUCCUGCAGUUUCUCCUCACACUCGACCGUUUUCUCAUCAAUCCGUUCCUGCAUUUCUUUUCCAAACGUCUCGUAGAUGUCCUCUUCUCUCUUCUUCCAAUCCUCUUUCAUUCUUGCUAUUGUCGCGUGCAGCUCUUCCUGUUGAUGAAGGCUCUUGUCGAGCCCUCCGACAAGCGCCUUGUUCUCAUCGGCCAAUACUUGUAUCCUUUGAUUCGCUUGUGUAAGUUGCUUUGAAUACUCAGCUCCCUUCUCAGCCAGCAUCGAGAUAGUACUUGCCAGAGACUCAUUCUUUCCAUUCAGCAGCUUGAUUUCUUUGUUCGAUUCAUUGAGAAUCUCUUUGUAUGAUUCUAUCUUGGAAUCCGCCAACUUUUUGUAGGCUUCUGCAUCUCGUUCCAGUACAGAAUUAUUUUCCUUGGUGGCUGCGACUUCCUCUGAUAAUGCUUUGAUUCGUUUCUUCGCAUUGUGAAGAUGCUUCUUGGAGUGAGCUGCUUGUCGCUCCAAUCUCUCCAUCUUUUUCAUGAGUCUUUCGUCAGUGGUCAAGUUUUCUUGCUGCACCGUCUCCAAUUCCUGCUGGCCUUCAAUCUUGGAGACUCUCUUCUUCAGCUUCUUGUUCUCCUUCUUGAGUGCUUUGUUUGCUGAUUUUGACUCUGCUACCUGGGAUUCCUGCUCAUUCUUCUUGCUCUUGUACUUUGUGACUCUCUUGAUAAGCUUCUUGUUCUCUUUCUUCAAUGCUUUCUUUGCUGAUUUGGAUUCUUCCUCCUCCUCGCCUUCGUGUUUUGUGACUUUCUUGUUCAGAUUUUUGUUUUCCUUCUUGAGUGCGCGGUUUUCUUCUCUGACAGUAUCGAAUUCUUCCAGGCGGGCAACCAGUUCCGCCUUCUCUGAUUCCAACUUAGCGACCAAAGCCUCGAGCUGGCUGUUCUUCGACCCCACUUCCUCCAGGUCGUCCUUCAAGGACAAAAGAGUAGAAGAGAGUUCUUCGUUCAGAAUCGUCCUUACCCCGCCCUUACUAGAUUUUGGUGAUGGUUUCUUCCCUUUCUUCCCCUUAACCGCUCGCGUACUACUGAUAUCGCCUCUGGAAGCCUUGCUGCUCUUUGACACAGAUGACCCUGGCGAGGCAGGCAGCUGCUUGCCAAUAAUCCGAUCCGAUGUCUGGCUUCCUUCACUCCUGGACAUAUUUUGUCCGUUUGAUUCUGGCUCAUUUGCGUCUUCGUUGCUCUUUCUUUCCUCUGCGGUUGGUCGCCCUGGUUCAUCCUUCUGUUUGCCUCUCAUCGCUCUAGCCACAUCUUCGACGCUGUACAUAUUCUCGACCACGGACAAGGGAGUACCUUGAUUAAGCCAGUACCUGAUA
Molecule: messenger RNA, 4793 nt
Organism: Seminavis robusta
Lineage: Eukaryota; Bacillariophyta; Bacillariophyceae; Naviculales; Naviculaceae
Source: the annotation of a GenBank genome assembly